AUUUAUUUGUGAGGGUGAAAAAACAAAUCAUUGUUCAGGGUUUAAAGUAUGUAAAAAGAUCCGGUAUAAUAAAGGCCUGGACUUUUGGGAGCAGAUCUAAUAAAAUAAUGCGUUUUUUUUUUUAAUCCUCACACGACGAUUUAACCUGUAAAGUAAUCGUGGCAUCAUCUGGAUACUGAUAAACUAUUAAAGACAAAGUGGAGACAAUAAGACAAGGCAGCUCUUGUUGUCAUGGAGCUUUUAGCUGGCUACAAAACACUGAAAGUGAACGGAGGCUAAUCUGCUGCUGAAGGAUGGACGUCAGUAAAGAACAUCAUCUCUGAAACUUAAUAUUUUCUGACAAGCCACGCCCUUCUGAUUCUCACCUUUAUUUCUGUACCCUGCUUUCUAUAAUAUGGGCAAGAAACACACAAUCAAAAGUAGUCUGAUCUAAAGCCAGGGGAAACACACUGCAGCAGAUAUGAUUGAAUAAAUCUACUCAUAAAGACGUCUUAAGAGUAAAGCCUGUGUUAACCCUUACGGCAUGGAAAGAUGAGUGCCUGCAAACGAUGAUGGCUAAAAAGCAAGAUUCACGGGUGCCUACCUACAACCUGGUUGUAGUUGGCCUGUCAGGCACUGAGAAAGAGAAGGGCCCAUGUGGAGUUGGCAAGUCUUGCCUUUGUAAUCGCUUUGUCCGACCUAGUGCAGAUGAUUUUCACCUCGAUCACACAUCUGUGUUGAGUACCAGUGAUUUUGGUGGCCGAGUUGUCAACAAUGACCAUUUCCUGUUCUGGGGAGAGGUGGAGCGAGUCUUGGAGGAUAGCAAUGAGUGUAGGAUGCAUGUGGUGGAGCAGACAGAGUUUAUUGAUGACCAGACCUUUCAACCACAUCGUAGCACAGCUUUACAGCCUUACAUAAAAAGAGCUGCCUCCACAAAACUGGCCUCUGCAGAAAAACUCAUGUACUUUUGUACAGACCAGUUGGGCUUGGAACAGGACUUUGAGCAAAAGCAAAUGCCAGAGGGAAAGCUGCAGGUCGAUGGAUUUCUACUAUGUGUCGAUGUAAGUCGAGGGAUGAACCGCAGCUUUGAUGAUCAAAUGAAGUUCGUAACCAACCUAUAUAAUCAUCUAGGUAAAACUAAAAAGCCUGUUGUGCUGGUUCUCACUAAGUGUGAUGAAGGAGUUGAGCGAUACAUCAAGGACUCUCAUACAUUUGCCAUCAACAAAAAGAAUUUGCAGGUUGUCGAAACAUCAGCUCGAUCUAACGUCAAUGUGGACUUAGCCUUCCUUACUCUGAUUCAACUCAUUGAUAAGGGAAGGGGCAAGCAUAAGAUAAUACCUUAUUUUGAGGCUUUAAAACAUCAGAGUCAAAUAAUUGCCACUGCAAAGGACCGAUAUGAAUGGUUAGUAAACCACAUAGUGAAGAAUCACAACGAGACCUGGCCUGCUAUUAGCCGACGUAUGCAGCCAUCACCGGAAUACAAGGAAUAUGUCUUUUUAGAAGGUACAGCUAAAGCAAAAAAGCUUUUUCAGCAGCAUGUUCAUCGACUUAAACAGGAGCACAUUGAAAGACGCCGUAAAUCAUAUUUAAGUGCUCUCCCUCUGGCCUUGAGUUCCUUAGUGUCUGAACUGGCUGAAAUUGAGCAUUUAAGCUGGUCUGGGGUGCAGAAGGUACUGGAGUCCAAAAAGGACUUUGACCAUUGGUUUGUGGUGCUGGAGGAUGCACCAUGGGAGGACACGCCACAUCUCGACAAUAUGGAAGAUGAACGCAUACCCUUUGAUGUGCUGGAUACAACUGCCGCAGAAAUCAUAUUCGAUGCCCAUCUUGAACAUUUGAGAAAUGAGUGCAAGCGUGCCGAGAUGCGACACGAGUUUAAGAUGAAGUUGGCAUCCUCACCCUUUGUCACUCCUGGCAAGCCAUGGGAAGAGGCACGGAGCUUCAUAAUGAACGAAGACUUCUAUCAGUGGUUAGAGGAGCCAGAAUACUUGGAUAUCUAUAAUAGGCACCAAAAGGUGAUCAUAGACAGGGCAAAGGAGGAUUUCCAAGAACUACUUCUGGAGUAUUCUGAGCUUUUUUAUGAACUUGAAGUGGAUGCUAAACCAAGUAAAGAAAAGAUGGGGGCAAUUCAGGAAGCACUGGGAGAAGAGCAGCGCUUCAAGGCGUUGCAGAAACUGCAGGCAGAAAGAGAUGCCUUAGUAUUAAAGCACAUCCAUUUUGUUUAUCACCCAACCAAGGAUACUUGCCCGAGCUGUCCGUACUGUAUUGACAACAAGAUCGAGCAAAUAUUAGCUUUGUGCUUCCCUAUGCGCUAUCCGUCCUUUGGAAAGUCUCAAAUGCAUGAAAGCAAAGCAGAAAGGAUUAACUUAGUGAUUCUGGGCAAAGAUGGUUUAGCAAGAGAGUUGGCCAAUGAGAUUCGGGCUAUGUGUGCCAACGAUGACUACUAUGUUCUUGAAGGCAAAAUAUAUGAGCUGAUACUCAGGCCUAUUGAGGGUAAUGUUAGGCUUCCUGUUAACUCUUUCCAUACAGCUACAUUCACACCUCACGGGUGCCUGUGUUUGUACAAUUCCAAGGAAUCUUUGUCCUAUGUUCUAGAAAGUAUUGAGAAGUUGCGUGACUCCACACUCGGCAGAAGGGAUAACCACAUAGCUCAGCUCCCUUUGUCUCUCUUGUUAGUCACUAAGAGAGGUGUAGGAGCUUUGAGUGACCUAGGUGGCGAGACAGCCCAAAUCUUAAUUGCACAGGGUCAGCACGUAGCCAUGAAACUGCAAUGUGAAUUUUUGGAGCCGGCAUCCCCUGGUUCAGGCUAUGGGCGGAAUGUGAAUGAGAAACAGAUAAACCAAGUAUUAAAGAGUUUGUUAGACAUAAGAAGGAAUGCUGUGUUUCGUAGUGGUUCACCAUCAUCACCCCCUUUGCCUCCAAGUAUCAGAGAUAUGCAGCAGGACCAGAAUCCAGAGGCAGACUUGCGAAUUGUCAUGUGUCUAAUGUGUGGAGAUUCCUAUGAUGUAGACCAACUUCUCUCGCCCUUCUUAUUGCCUCAGCAUUGCAGGCCAAGCAAUUCCAGUGGUAAUUCAGUGCUGCUUGAACAGACAGUUGGUGAAAACAGGCUAACAAUAGAGCUGUCCUUAUUAUCAUACCAUGCUUCUUUUACCAUGCGCAAGAGUCGACGUGUACAUGGGUACAUAGGUGUUUACUCUGCUCGCCGCAAAGCCUCGUUGGAAACCUUGUGUGCCUUACUCUGUGAGGUUCCAGACAUUGUUCCAGUCCAACUGCUAGCUGUGGGAGAAACAGAGACUGAACUGACAGACUCUGAGUCUGCACGAGAGCUGUUGGUCCAGGGUGAAGAACUGGCCCAUGAAAUCGAUGGCCAUUUUGCUAGUUUGGUCUGUGGACCAGGUGGAGUUGUGGGAGGACUGCACAGAAUAGAUCUUCUACAGUCUUUCUUUAUGGAGGUAGCAGAGAAGAAGACUCUUGUUGAGGCAACUCAUGUGUAUGAUAACGCUCCAGAGGCAUGUAGCACAAACGAAAAUGUGUAUUCACCCCAUUGUGGUUCCCCUAGCCCUGUAACUAUGCUGUUAGAUUAUGAAGAGGACAUGGAAGCUUCACCGCCUUACUUUGAUGGCACCCUCGCCUCCCAUAGUGGUUUCAAGCUCCCUGACCUGGACUCAGGUGACACGUUCUCUGUAAUCUCUGAACUCAGUACUUUUGAGAACAAGUUGAACAACAAAGUCCCUUUACAUAUGAGGCCAAAACCCAGUGUCACUUUUGACUUCAGAAAGCACAACUAUAACCCCUACAUGGACCCUAGCCAUCGUCGGUCUCUUACCUCCAACGUCACUUGGCCUCCCUGCGGGGAUGGAGUGUAUGAUCCAUCUGAUUAUGCUGAGCCAAUAGAUGCUGUUUCUAAGCCACGACCCAGCCAUGAGGAGAACAUAUAUUCAGUGCCACAUGACAGCACACAGGGUAAGAUCAUCACCAUACGGAACUCCAACAGGAUGCACUCUAACGGAGGUGUGAAUGGCUCAGAUAGUGAAGGGGACGGCAGCUCUUUGGAGAGGCACAGGAAGAUCUCUUCAGCAGGAGUAAAGCCACGAUUGUACCGAGACCGCUCCAAGCGUCUAGGCAAGUUCAGCAGCUUCCGCACUAGUUUCUCCAUUGGCAGUGAUGAUGAGUUUGGUGGUCUUCCGAAAACAAAGGAGGAUGACGUGACAACUUUGAAAGGAGAAUCACUGAUUGAGGAAGGGGAUGAUAAGAAAAGGAACAUUCUGAGGAGCCUGCGUCGACCAGGCAAAAAAACCAGACUAAAGCCUCGACACUCUGUCUCCAAACCUCUGGAGAGUACUUAUUUUGGGGUGCCAUUAGUUAAUGUUGUGUCCCCGGAUAGACCCAUCCCACUGUUCAUCGACAAAUGCAUCCGCUUCAUCGAGGCCACAGGGUUGACUACGGAGGGUAUUUAUAGAGUUAGUGGAAACAAGUCCGAGAUGGAGAGCAUGCAGCGGCAGUUUGAGCAGGACCACGAUCUGGACCUGGUUGAGAAGGACUUUCCGGUUAACACGGUAGCCGGAGCUUUAAAGAGCUUUUUCUCUGAGCUGCCUGAUCCAUUGAUCCCAUACAUUCUACAAGUGGAGCUGGUGGAAGCUUUCAAGAUUAACGACAGGGAGCAGAGACUGCAGACCAUGAAGGAUGUGCUGAGGAGAUUUCCUCGUGAGAAUUAUGAAGUUUUCAAACAUGUCAUGAGCCACCUGAACAAGGUUAGCCAGUGGAGCAGAGUCAAUCUGAUGACCAGCGAGAACCUGUCCAUCUGCUUCUGGCCCACACUCAUGCGCCCUGACUUCACGACCAUGGACGCCCUCACCGCCACGCGCACCUACCAGACCAUCAUCGAGACGUUCAUCCAUCAGUGCGCCUAUUUCUUUUACAACCAGGCUCCGGCCGAGUCUCCCACAGGCCUCUAUGGCACUUCGGUGCCCUCCGCACUUCCCCCUUCGCCCAGUGCCGCCCCCUCAUGCACCCCUUCACCUUCGCACUUCAGCCCAGCGCUGCAUUCACCCCCCAGCUCACCCCCUCAGAGCCCCCUCACCGUCCCCGCAGAGACGCACACACUGUGAGACAGGGAAUCCCACAGAGAGCUAACGACUGCUCAUAUCUACUCACGCGUACAGUUCUAUGCUGCAGUCUUUACAUAGACAUUUCUUAUGUAAACACCAUUACACACAAAUCCUUGUGUGCAUAUUUAAAUUUGCAUGUAGCGACUGGAUUCAACGCCGUCUGAGAGUUUGUGAACGAUUUCCGUUCUUUUGCACAAACUUGAAACUGUAGCACUCUCACACACUUCUCCUGUCUCGUCGUGGACCGUCACUGUUAAGGGGGACCAGAACUUCUUAAUCAAGUCCAUGUCCUUAUCAGAUUUCUCAGUGUGUGCGUUUUUUCCUGUUCAUCUCUCGUCUGUUUUUUUUUUUUCUUUUUCAUUUUUUAAUGAAUUCUCUCAGUCUCUCGCUUAACUUCAUCCAUUCCCUCUUUUCUGCUUUGCUGAUCUCAGACCGAAGCUGCUUUUUUUUUGUUUCGUUUCCAGCCACACAUGAAGGAAAUACACUAGGGAGACGCACUACAAAUGGAAAUCCAUUCAAGCACUUAUUUAAAUGCUCUUUGAUGAAGUUAAACAGACCCUUUGAAAGAGUACUGAUUAAAAAAAAGUGUGUGUGUGAGAGGGGGGGGGGGGGUAGAAGUACUAUCGCUGCAUGCUUAUUUGCAAAGACAAACUUUUUUCCAGUGUCAAUUUAAUCUACCUGAUCCCUUGUUAAAAGACAGCAUGGAUUUGAAAAAAAAAAGAAAAGAAAAGAAAAGAAAAAAACGAUGAAGAUGUCACGUAUGAAAGUUUUGAUCUCGUUUUCUUCUCUCUGUGAUAUGAAGCUUUGACGCUUUUUGCUUUGAUCGGUUCCUGUGGAUAUGUGCUCUUUUUAUGAGAUUUGAUUGGAUGAAUCUGGAACUCCAGAGGCUUUGAUCGCACUGAGACUCGGAAUGACUUUGAACUUUUAACAUUUAAUCUCUAAACCUUUAACCUUUUAAUCAAGGGUGAUCCCAGAAACCCUCCCACCAUAAAACAUGGGAUGUUCAAAAAAAAAAAAAAACACCACACACACACACACACACACACACACACACACACACACACACACACACAGGCCUUCUUUGGACAUUCUCUGUUUGUCACUUAUCUAAAGCACUUUGUUUUUUUGUUUUAUUUUAAUUUAGGCCUGAUUUUGUGAAGAGUAACACUGAACUGCAUUUGGUGUAGUCUGGGGAAGUUUAUGAUCCUAAUGAAGCAUCUGUUCAUCUCUGUACUGGAUUUUUCCUUGUAUGUCUGUGACAAUAAGACUAAACUGCAACUAACGUAGGCAUAAACUGCUAAUGUUAUCAUUUCAGCGCCGCCUCCACGCCGUCUCGAGAUCUGUGCAGCAUCUAGUUCUCUGGUUCUCCAGUGCUCUAACUCCGUUACACUGGUCCACAAGGUGUAGAAGGUUCCAGUGAGUCAUUGUGUGUAGACUGUAAAUGACUUUUCAUUUAAAACCUUUCUGAAAUGGAAGAAA
Tachysurus vachellii is the source of this 6563-nucleotide messenger RNA. It is a transcript of the gene arhgap35b, whose product is annotated as Rho GTPase activating protein 35b. Lineage: Eukaryota; Metazoa; Chordata; Actinopteri; Siluriformes; Bagridae. The record is from RefSeq and is a predicted model, not a curated record. Gene Ontology annotation, molecular function: GTP binding; GTPase activity. Bases 549 to 5084 code for a protein of 1511 amino acids. The transcript has 7 exons. Gene Ontology annotation, biological process: signal transduction.